CGCCGUCCGCCGCCGCCAUGGGGAAGCGACAGCACCAGAAAGACAAGAUGUACAUCACCUGUGCGGAGUACACGCACUUCUACGGUGGCAAGAAGCCAGAUCUCCCCAAAACGAAUUUUCGGCGUUUACCUUUUGACCACUGCAGUCUCUCUCUGCAGCCCUUCAUCUACCCGGUGUGCACCCCCGAAGGCAUCGUCUUUGACUUGCUGAGCAUCCUCCCUUGGCUUAAGAAGUAUGGGACCAACCCCAGCAACGGAGAGAAACUAGACAGGCGGUCCCUCAUUGAGCUAAAGUUUGCGAAGAACAGUGAAGGUAAAUACCACUGCCCCGUGUUGUUCACCGUGUUCACCAACAACACCCACAUCGUGGCCAUCAGAACAACUGGCAAUGUCUACGCCUACGAGGCCGUGGAGCAGCUGAACAUCAAGGCCAAGAACUUGCGGGAUCUGCUGACGGAUGAGCCCUUCUCCCGGCAGGACAUCAUCACCCUGCAGGAUCCCACGAAUUUGGACAAAUUUAACGUCUCCAACUUCUUUCAUGUGAAGAACAACAUGAAAAUGACAGACCCGGAUGAGGAAAAGGCCAAACAGGAUCCCUCUUACUACCUGAAAAACACAAACACCGAGACGCGGGAGACCCUGCAGGAGCUCUACAAGGAGUUCAAGGGGGACGAGAUUCUGGCAGCCACCAUGAGGGCCCCCGAGAAGAAGAAAGUGGAUAAGCUAAAUGCUGCCCACUACUCCACCGGGAAGGUCAGCGCCUCCUUCACCUCCACUGCCAUGGUUCCAGAGACAACGCAUGAAGCAGCCGCCAUUGACGAGGACGUCCUGCGCUACCAGUUUGUGAAGAAGAAGGGGUACGUGAGGCUGCACACCAACAAGGGCCUCCUCAACCUGGAGCUGCACUGUGACCUGACGCCCAAGACCUGUGAGAACUUCAUCAGGCUUUGCAAGAAGCACUACUACGAUGGCACUAUCUUCCACAGAUCCAUCCGGAACUUUGUGAUCCAAGGGGGUGACCCAACCGGCACGGGCACAGGUGGCGAAUCGUUCUGGGGAAAGCCGUUCAAAGAUGAGUUCCGGCCCAACCUCUCGCACACAGGCCGGGGUAUCCUCAGCAUGGCCAACUCGGGGCCCAACACCAACAAGUCUCAGUUCUUCAUCACCUUCCGCUCCUGUGCCUACCUGGACAAGAAGCACACCAUCUUUGGGCGGGUUGUCGGGGGCUUUGACACACUGACAGCCAUGGAGAACGUGGAGAGUGACCCCAAAACUGACCGCCCCAAGGAAGAGAUCCGCAUUGAGUCCACCGUGGUGUUCGUGGACCCCUACGAGGAGGCGGACACUCAGAUCGCUGAGGCCCGGAAGAAAACACAGCUGACCGAGGCAGUCGUGGAGAGCGCCGUGGGGAUGAAGCAGCCCCAGCCGGGGAGCCCAGGCCCCCAGACGUACCGCCAGGGGGUGGGCAAGUACAUCUGCCCAGCGGCCACGAAGCGGGCGGCAGAGGAGGAGCCGUCCGCCAGCACAGCUGGCCCCACAGCCAAGAAGAGGCCCGGCUGGGGCUUCGGGGACUUCAGCUCCUGGUAG
Orycteropus afer afer is the source of this 1586-nucleotide messenger RNA. RefSeq names its product peptidylprolyl isomerase like 2 (gene PPIL2). Gene Ontology annotation, biological process: protein folding; protein peptidyl-prolyl isomerization; protein polyubiquitination. The record is from RefSeq and is a predicted model, not a curated record. Gene Ontology annotation, molecular function: peptidyl-prolyl cis-trans isomerase activity; ubiquitin-ubiquitin ligase activity. Gene Ontology annotation, cellular component: catalytic step 2 spliceosome. Lineage: Eukaryota; Metazoa; Chordata; Mammalia; Tubulidentata; Orycteropodidae.